CGGCUUUUGUCACGCGCGGACCAACGCACGAUAAAAGUUGUACUGCGUGAGAGGCGAUAAGGCACGGGAAGCGAAACUUCGAUAUGUGAUGUCUCCGAACGAGAUAUCAGCUGGAACGCGUCGUCCGCCGGGUGUACCGGACACUUCGACGACGCCCGACCGAUCGGCUGUUUCACUGCGACGAUGCGGCGAACCCCGUUGGCGCUGCUGUCAUUCGUGGCGGCGGCCGCUUCGAUCACGAUCCCGACGGACGAUUCGGGGCCACCGAUCGUGGCGUCGAGCGUCGAAGACGCGUUCGCUCAGUACGUCGUCCGGUACAAUAAGAGCUACGAGGCCGGCAGCGACGAGUACGACCGGCGGUUCGCCGCCUUCCGCGACAGCCUCGACCGAAUCGCCCGCCGCAACGCGACGGGCGACACGGCGCGCUACGGACUGACCCGCUUCUCGGACUUCACGCCGGACGAGUUCCGUCGCGACGUCCUGUCGUCGCCUCCGGCGGACCUAGACGAGGUCGUCCGGCAGCUCUUCCCCGACCUGACGAUACUGGGCGACGACAACGACAUAGGCCCGCUCCUCCUACAACCGAUCGCUCCGAAGAAGGUGGCCCUGGUGCGAGGUCAAUACCCGGACCACUUCGACUGGCGCAACCGCAGUGCAGUCACGCCCGUCAAAAACCAGCUCAACUGCGGUGCUUGCUGGGCCAUCAGCACCGUCGAAAACGUCGAGAGCAUGUACGCCAUCGCGACGGGCAAGUUGAUCGAGUUCAGCGUCCAGCAGAUGGUGGACUGCUCCAACAACUCCAACCACGGCUGCAACGGAGGCGACACCUGCGCCGCCAUGCAGUGGCUCCGAGAGAACCGCAUCAAGCUCGUCACCGAGAGCGCGUACCCGUUCACCGCCUCCACCGGGAAGUGCCGGAGUGCCACGAGUGACGUCACCGCCGAGCUCGUCGACUACACCUGCGAGAGGCUCGUGGGCAACGAGGAGAGGAUGCUGGACCUCAUCGCCAACGUGGGACCUUUGGCCACGGCCGUGGACGCGACGGCGUGGCAGGAUUACUUGGGUGGUAUCAUUCGGUACCACUGCGAUGCCGGAAGGAACCACGCGGUGCAGGUGGUCGGGUAUGAUUUGAGGGGCGAGGUGCCGCACUACAUCGUCCGCAACUCCUGGGGUCCUCAGUACGGUCACGGCGGCUACUUGUACAUAGCCGUCGGCAAAAACCUCUGCGGCAUUGCGGAGGAGGUCUCGACGGUGACCGUCAAGAAGCCACCAGGGUAGUUUAGUGUUCGUAGUCACCGCUGACAAAUAAGUUUGGCAGCAGCCUCAAAAUGGAGAAAGCUUUAUGAAAGGAAGAUUGCCAUUCAUAUGAGAUAGUGUAUAGCUACCAAGAAAACCCGUACACUUUUCGCAGGAAGAAAGCUCAUCCGUGUCUGGUAAUCUAGUAAACCCAUGUCAAAUACCUCUGUAGGGCAGCCACAGAUUUGCCUUCCAGAGAAGGACCAGUUUUUCUUUAACUAUGGGCCUUCUUU
Messenger RNA from Rhipicephalus sanguineus (brown dog tick), 1529 nucleotides. RefSeq names its product cathepsin O. Bases 184 to 1278 code for a protein of 364 amino acids. The record is from RefSeq and is a predicted model, not a curated record. Gene Ontology annotation, cellular component: lysosome. Gene Ontology annotation, molecular function: cysteine-type endopeptidase activity. The transcript has a single exon. Lineage: Eukaryota; Metazoa; Arthropoda; Arachnida; Ixodida; Ixodidae.